UCUAGCACUUUGCAAUGAUUUGAUGUAAUACGACGUAAGCCUAAAUUAGCGUUUGCUCCUAUUUUGAUAGCUGCUUACUAUCGUAUUGACCUUAUCUUGUCAUGUAAAUUGUAAUGGGGGACAACAUUUCAUCGACACCUCAGAGAACGUGGAAAGGGUUGGUGAAGCUCCCGAGACUCUACAAAGUAGCAACUGGUAUUCUGACGUCCCUUAGCGAGCAAAAGGGCUCACUUUACAAUCACCUGUCUGCCGCCAAGCACAGAAGGACAGAAUGCCUGGCUGCUAUCCUCACAGGAAUUGUGAGGCAGAGAUCCACGCUAGAAGCCGUUCUGAAAGAAAGCCGGCUGCUCGAAGUCAACCCAGGCUUCAAUCAUGAGUUGGCACUGGUCCUUCUCUAUGAGCUGCUCUUUAGCAACAAGAAGACACUUCCUGCCGGUAACAGCAGGAUAAAUCAGGUGCUAGCCUCCAGGGAAGCUAUUGAGAAAGCUCUCAGGAAAGUGGAGAAGGCACAGGGGAAGGAAGCGGCAGUGGAUGAUCAAGCAGUGGUGCAUCCCCCACGCUACGCCAGAGUCAACACAGUCCUAACCAACACCAAGGAUGUGAUUGAGCAGCUAGAGUCUUUGGGGUUCCAUCGCAAGAGCUACAAGAAAUCUCGCGGCUUCCAGGAGUUUGUGGAGCGUGUGGCCUGCCUGGAGCCCCACGAAUUUAUGAAGGACCUCCAUAGGAAGGACUGGCUGGUGUUCAGCAAAGAUGCUAAGCUGAGUCACAGUCAGCUUGUUGCAGACCUCCACCUGCUUUUGCAAGAUAAGGCCUCCGGCAUGGCUGUGGUUGCCCUUGCCCCAACACCAGGCUCUGUUGUUAUCGAUGCUUGCGCAGCACCAGGAAUGAAGACAACAUAUAUUGCCGCUCUGAUGGAGAACACCGGCAAAAUCCUCGCCAUGGACCACGACCAAGAGCGCACCCUGUCGCUGCGCGACCUCGUGCAGCGCGCGGGCGUCUCGAGCAUCUGCAAGGUGCGCACGGCCGACUUCCUCACUGUGGACCCCGAGCAGAGCCCGUACUGCGACGCCGAGUUCAUCCUUGUGGACCCUUCCUGCACGGGCAGCGGCAUGACCAACCGUCUCGAACCCAACCCCAGGGACGCUGCGCAGAACUUGGACCGGCUGCGCAAGUUGAGGGCCAUCCAGGCCAUGCUUCUGAAGCAUGCCACCAAGUUCCCCAAGGUCCGCCGCAUUGCAUACUCGACCUGCUCCGUACACGCCGAGGAGAACGAAGAAGUCGUCGGGGAGGCAUUGCGGUUCACGCGGGGAAGGUUCCAACUCGAGAAGGUCUUGCCAGAGUUCGAGAACCGCGGCUUGGACCGGUACGAAUUCGGGGAGUGUUGCGUUCGGAUGUCGCCGGAGACGACAUUUACGAGGGGUUUCUUCUUAGCAGUGUUUGUGAGGGUGCAGGAGGAGGUGGAGGAGGCUGGGAGGAGGAAGAGGACAAGGAAGAGAAGAGCAGACUGAAGUUGCUGGUACCGUUGUGGUUGCGAUGAAAACUCGAGACGUUUGGCAGAAUUGGUAUGGGGUGGCGUCGAGGCACUGCUGCCAUGAAACAUCUUUUCGUUUCCUGUUCGGACUUCCUCCGACAUUGUUUCUCGGUUACAUUUCAUUUGGAUCACAAUAAAAGUUCACCUGUGGCACUUUUUGCAUUCAAAA
This is a messenger RNA of Ixodes scapularis (black-legged tick), 1700 nucleotides long. It is a transcript of the gene Nsun5, whose product is annotated as 28S rRNA (cytosine-C(5))-methyltransferase. The coding region runs from base 114 to 1508 and encodes 464 amino acids. The transcript has 6 exons. Gene Ontology annotation, molecular function: methyltransferase activity. NCBI's taxonomy places the organism in Eukaryota, Metazoa, Arthropoda, Arachnida, Ixodida, Ixodidae. Gene Ontology annotation, cellular component: nucleolus. The record is from RefSeq and is a predicted model, not a curated record. Gene Ontology annotation, biological process: rRNA base methylation.